Trypanosoma cruzi is the source of this 1053-nucleotide messenger RNA. Its product is annotated as UDP-galactose transporter, putative. Gene Ontology annotation, cellular component: Golgi membrane. Gene Ontology annotation, molecular function: UDP-galactose transmembrane transporter activity. The record is from RefSeq and is a predicted model, not a curated record. The transcript has a single exon. Bases 1 to 1053 code for a protein of 350 amino acids. Gene Ontology annotation, biological process: pyrimidine nucleotide-sugar transmembrane transport. Lineage: Eukaryota; Euglenozoa; Kinetoplastea; Trypanosomatida; Trypanosomatidae.
AUGCCAACUUUACAAUGGGCUUCUCCGGCCGCCGUUAGUCUUUUGGUUCUGGUGCUGCAGAACAGUCUGUUGGUUGUCAUGACGCGUUACUCCCGUGCUAAUGUGCCGCCGGAGAGGCAAUACCACGCCUCCACACUUGUGCUUAACCAGGAAAUUGUUAAGAUGCUGUUUUGCAUCAUUAUCUUUACUGUAGAAAACUACUUGUGCGGAGUCCCUCUGCUUGAACUCGGUAAAUCCUCCACUGCUCAAAGUGGCGUUCCACAACUUUUGUGGGGUGUGAUUUUUCAAAAGGAAACUCUUAAGCUGGCGGUACCCGCGGCUCUUUUUACCAUGCAGAAUUACCUUACUUUUAUCGGUCUCUCUGAGCUUGACGCAUUGUCUUUUCAAGUUUGGUCACAGACCAAGCUGAUCUCCGCCGGCGUGUUUUCUCUGAUACUACUAGGGCGACGGCUGAGCAUGAUGCAAUGGUUGUCGUUGCUUGUGCUCACACUUGGUGUUCUUCUUGCCCAGCUGCAGAAUGGUGGGGGGAAGAGGCCAAAUAAGCUUUUGCUCAAAGAACAGCGUCCUCAGAGGCCUCUGCUUGGAGUUACUUCCUGCGUGCUGUCGGGGCUUUCUUCGAGUUACGCUGGUGUAUAUUUUGAGAAGGUCGUCAAAACCACUGCGCCAUCGCUGGCGGUGCGGAACAUUCAUCUCUCGCUUUUUGGGAUCCCCUUUGCUGCGCUCUCUGUGUUCUUACUCGAUUUUCUUCCCACUUUGCCCGCCGAGGGGAAACACGGUCAAGCGUUCCAUUUUUGGCGGGGGUAUGACCAGUGGCUAACCAUUGGGCUUGUUUUUAUUCAUGCACUCGGUGGACUUUUGGUUGCUAUCGUGGUGAAGUACACGGACAAUAUUGUGAAGGGCUUUGCAACAGGGGUGGCAGUGGCGGUGAGUGGCUUCAUGUCUUUUAUUAUUUGGGGGCAUAUGCCAUCCGUAAUGUUUGUUUUGGGUUGCGUUCUUAUUACAGCAGCAACCGUCAUGUAUCAUUUUUUUGACCUUCACGUGCCAACCCACUGA